Durusdinium trenchii is the source of this 856-nucleotide messenger RNA. The record is from the annotation of a GenBank genome assembly. Lineage: Eukaryota; Dinophyceae; Suessiales; Symbiodiniaceae.
AGCUGGUCUUGGCUCGUCCGCUCGCGCCCGACACCACCGGCGACUUCGGCCCCAUGACCGCCUGGAGGACGCUCGUUUAGCGGGACGGGAAUGCCAACAAGGCACGUGCCCGUCCCGCGGCAAGCGCCCGUCCGGGCGCGGCCCAUCUCUGGAAAGCCCACAGUGCAGCGCAGUCAGAUUUGGACGACGACCUCCAGCCAGUUCUACCAUGACUGGAGACCGACCGAAGAGCACAGUGCCUUCCCUGCAGGUGCUGGUUCUGCCAGAGCUUUGCAGAACACUAAGGCGGACGCAGUCUCUACGCCGAGCACCACGAAGACCAACAAGGUUUGUUUGCCCAUCGUCCAGAUGAUGCGUAACGGUCACCAAGGACACGAGGGCCCACGAGCCUCUACCCGGACCUCUCGGAGAAGUCCAGGUGUCAACAACUCUUCAGGCGGUGGGAAUCGCUGCCGGGACUCCGGAAGCAGUUGAGGGCCGAAGACCUCCAAAUGCUUGCGGAGCAGGUGGAGGCCCUCAGCCCGGCCGACCGGAGUUCUCGCUCCCCAGGCACCAGAACCACAGCCCAGCAGGAUGAGAGCCCAAAGAAGGAGUUUCCCUUCAUUCCCUGCACUUGCUGUGAGCGUGAGUCUCCCAUUGCGCGGUUGAAGCGAAAUGCUGGGAUGGCGAACUUCGGUCUUCCUUCGGAGAGUGGGCGGUAGGAUCGCUGCGGCGAUUCGAGCCGGACGGGUGUGCCGUGUGGAACAGCGGUGCCGUGUAGGGAGCUUCGAGACGGUGCCGCGUCCGUGCAGCGAGAGCUGUGUAGUGAAAUUGAGGAAGACCCCCAGGCAAGGACCUUUUGGGUGAAGGAAGAUAG